GUCACUGUCAGCCAUCUUGAGUUGCAAAACAAAGUUGAGUGGAGUGUUGUUUCCCGGUGGACAUAAUUUUGUCGAUGGCAAACUCAAAUGCAGAAAAACCGGAAAGGUCCGGUGUGAUUCUAGUUCACGGAAUCGAGCCCUUGGUUUUUACGGAUCAGGAGAAGGCGAUAACUCCGGUGACCAGUCAGAACCGCUUCGGUGGUGAAUGCCGCAGAAGAGUCAAUUUUGCCCAUCUCUCAACGUGGAACCGAUUUUCUAACCAUUCGUUCAGACGUGCCAGUGUGGGAAGGAAAACCGGUGGUUGUAGCCUGCAGCCGAGGCCAGAGGCAAGGGUGAGCAAGGGCCCGGCCCAGAUUACAAACAUCGACGGAUUUGGAGUGACGUAGCGCGCGGUGGUGGUGUCAUGGUGUGACAAAAUCCGUUCGAUGAUCAUGCCGGUCUGACGUCACUUCUCAAAGUUUGACCGGGCUCAAGGUUUGUCGAGAAGCAUCGGAAGAAGCCGGAUCCUGAAGGUAGCUUUGUGUUGGAUUGAACAACGUCGUCUCCGGUCGAUUGCUAGAAGUCAGAUGAUGUCGGUGAAAAAUCCGUUUUCGGCGAUAACAAUCGAGCUUACUC
Molecule: messenger RNA, 615 nt
Organism: Culex quinquefasciatus (southern house mosquito)
Lineage: Eukaryota; Metazoa; Arthropoda; Insecta; Diptera; Culicidae
Exons: 2
Coding region: 75-386 (103 amino acids)
Source: RefSeq, a predicted model, not a curated record